AUGCCGAGUGGCAAGGUUCCUGAAUUCAAGACUCUUAAAGAGUGUUUGGAGUUCCUGCAGUGGUUGCAUGAUGACAAGCAUAUGCAAUACCGGGUGACCCGUCGUCUAAAAAAGCUGCUCGAAAAGAAGUAUGAAAAAAUUCAUGAACAGCAAAUGGACGCAGCAUUGUCCACUUUCCUCAGCAGAGUAUCCGAAUUUCAUACUAAAUUAUGCCAAAAGACAGGGCAUGGCACAUAUACGCCUGAUAAAGCUAGAGAUGCAUUCUAUGCUCUCCUGCAAUGCAUUCCUAAAUUUCUCUCCGUGAUGUACUUUAUACGCUACAAUGUAGACCCUAACUUUGCCGGAGUGGGAGGAGGGAGGUGGGCAGAGCAAGAAGUUGGGACGCUAGCACUGUACGCUAGAAUUAAUUCACAGUUGGUUGAACGGAUGAAAUCUACAGCCAAGGAUAUUGAAAAGUAUCUAAUUGCAGAAUCUGACGAUGACUACGGUGGCAUGAUGCCCGGAGGAUUUGGAGCUGGUGAGUUAAUGCCAGAUUAUCAGGGUCAUUAUUCGCAGGGUCUUAAAAUGGCAUCGGACCUCAUAAAGAUUUGCGAAAAAGAGAAUCACCAAUUAUUUCGUGACGUGUUCGUAACGUCGGUGUUGUCUAAAAAUUCCGGAGUUGACGUCUCGAACGUGGCCAACGCUCUUCGGAUGGUACAAGAUUUUUGUGGAUUAUUUGAAAAGGUAACGGAUGGAGAAGAUUUUAAAGGCCAUGUACAAUCUAGAAACAAAUGCAUUAACUGGGGCGAAUUACAACGACAUUGCGCCAAACUUAAAGACUCUCUCAGCAAAUUGUUCACCAACAACCAAUUUUCUUUCACAGGCUACGGGCGUACAUAUGAUUUCCUUGACAAACAAAAUAUUGCGAAGAAGAUGGCGAGUUGGCUUAAAAAAAAUUUGCCCGAAAUGAAAAAUAUUUUAGCGCAAAUACAACCGUUAAACAGCAAAUACAAAAAGACUGAUCUUAAGCGGAAGGCCAUACUAACGCGAUAUUACAUCGACCUUGGUGCACAUCUCACCAAGUAUCUGUUUCCCUAUGGAUUCACAUUUGACGGAAGGUCCUUUAAAACGGGCACCACUCCUUAUGAGGAUUUGAAGACGCAUUGGGAUGCGGUGAUCGGCGAACUCAAGAAGGAUGACGGCGGCUUGGCCACACUUAAGAACAUUUUAGAUGGGGACCAGUGCGCAAAUGGAGAAAGAAAGAAAGAGUCCAAACCUAAACUUAAGCCCGACACUGAGCCCGAGAGUGAUUUGGGGUUCGAGCCUAAGGCUGAGACUGAGCCUGAGCUUGAAAAUGAUAUUGACUCUGACGUUGAUUCUGAUGAAGAAUUGAUGAAUCAGUUGUCCGAUGAUGAGUCUGAAGCCACCAAAACCGAGGCCGCCAAGCCUGUUGUCACCAAAGCCGAGGCGCCGAAGCCAACUCCAACUAAACAGGAGGGAGCACAGAACCAGGGCAAGAAAGCGGAGGGUGCACAGAACCAGGGCAAGAAGGCGGAGGGUGAUCAAGGAAAUGGUCACAGUGUGGGAAAUACUUCUAGUUCACCGGUUACACAGGCGGUACAAAGUCAGCCAUCAAGUAGUUCGAGUCUAGACUCUGCGUCACCUGGUGCCCCUGGUACUAGUAGUGGUCAGGACUCGGGUGCCCAGGCGACUUCUCCACUCUCAACUCAACAAAGUAGUGGAGGGUCUCAUAGAGAUGACAACGCUGAUGCGUCUUCUAGUCCAGGUGGCGGUGGAGCAGGAGGAAGUGGUCAGCCUCCGUCAGUUAAAAAGUGUCUCGAGCCUACUAUGGCGACAUUUUUAAACAUAGGGGACACUGAAAAUAGCAAUCAAUUCUGUAACAAAGUAUAUAAAAAGCCCACCACCACUAACUAUAAAUAUGAUACCAUCAGUGAACAACUUUGGGAGGAGUAUAAGAAGCGAGAAAUUUUGCAACCGUGGGAAGAAAAAAUAGCAAAACGAAAACGUGAAAAAGAGGACAAGGAACGUGAAAAGGAGGAACAGCGCCAACUUCAACGUGAGGCUAUGCUUCCAGAGAUUGAUGUAGUGCAUAAGCGUCAGGAGUCUGAUAAAUCGGAUAACGCAUAUAUUGAGGCUCUACAUAAUCAAAUGAGAAAUGCAACACCUUCAAUGCCCCUAUUAAUAACACUGCCUCCAAAGAACGAUGUAAACAGUUACGACAAUGCUGAUGUGUUCGAUGCUGACCAAUCCGUUACUCUCAAUAUUGACAAGCCAGAUGUGUUAGGUGGUGGGUACCCCGCUCUGUUUACUAUUGAGCAGCGACCACUGGUCAAUGCUGAAGAUGAAAGUUACAGUAUCGAUGGCCAAGUAGUUGGUGUUGACGACAGUCAACUGGCUUUUCCAGUUGACGGAGAGGAAGUGAAAGAAAAAAUAGGAGAUGAAGAGGGCGGGCUGGACGAUGAUAAAGCUGUAGUUAUUGACGGUACAAUGGUGUCUGAUGCUGACCAUGCAAUAUUCCGUCACGAUGGGCAAAUAGUUGUGAACAUUAGAGGGAACGAAGUGACGGAGAAGCGUGACAAACAGAAUGAAGAAGAACGUCGAUUGCAGUUGCUGCAUCAAACCCAUCAUGAUCAUGCAAAAUCGUUAGAUGGGCAGCCAGUUCCGGAUCCCACCGAUUUAAUUUUGAGGCAACAGGAGGUCACAAACAUGCGCAGAGCGUACAAGGAAGAAGAAAAAAGGCAGAGAAUGAAGAAUCAGGAACUAAAAAAUGCUCGAUGCAGCUGA
This is a messenger RNA of Babesia bigemina, 2784 nucleotides long. RefSeq lists its product as hypothetical. Lineage: Eukaryota; Apicomplexa; Aconoidasida; Piroplasmida; Babesiidae. The record is from RefSeq and is a predicted model, not a curated record. Bases 1 to 2784 code for a protein of 927 amino acids. The transcript has a single exon.